AUGGCCACCACAGACUAUACCACUAUCUCGACUGUCGCAGCGGAUGAUCUACAGCCAGGCCAUGCUCGUGUUGCCCCUGUGUCCUCGACAUCGUCAGUGGAGGACAUCAAUGAUGAUUCCCGGUCUACCCUCGCUGAUACAUCGCCCCCGAGUUCGAUCUCAGACACUGUCAUCGAGGAUCACCCCAAGCCUUCAAACGUAUUGCACGGAUCAUAUCCUGCUUCUGGUCUGCAGCUUCCAGACCACCAUAUAGACGACAUCCGAAGCCUACGUGUCGUCGUGAUUGGAGCAGGUAUCGCUGGCAUUAAUGCUGGAAUACUCCUUCCAAUCAAGGUUCCUCGAAUUCAGCUCACCAUUCUCGAGAAGAAUCAAGAUGUGGGUGGAACGUGGCUGGAAAACGUGUAUCCCGGUGUCAGGUGUGACAUACCUAGUCACGUUUACCAGUCGACAUUUGCUCCUCAUACCCAAUGGUCCCAGCAAUUUGCCCCUGGCGACGAGAUCAGAGACUACUGGCAGUCCAACGCCCGCAAGUACAAUGUGUACCAGUACGUCAAAUUUGGCCGACGCGUGCAAGACCUCAGCUGGGAUGAUCAAACGGCUGAGUGGACCAUCACUGGGGUGGACACCAAGUCAGGAGAGCCCUUCACACAGACUGCAGAUUUCGUGCUGCCAGCAAUCGGUCGAUUCAAUGACUGGAGACUACCUGAUUAUCCGGGUGUUUCCGAUUACAAGGGGCACAUCCGUCACACAUCGAACUGGGACCCGACCUUUGACCCUACAGGGAAGAAGAUUGCUGUGAUAGGCAAUGGAGCAAGUGGAAUCCAGGUUCUUCCCAACGUACAACGAGUUGCGAAGCAUGUCGACCACUACGCACGCAACAAGACCUGGAUAGCAGGAUCCUGGGCCGGUGACGCCCGGACAUUCGAACCUCAAUGGUACGAUCAAGAGAAGAAAGCAGAGUUCCUCGAUGAUCCCGACAAAUACCUCGCCUUCCGCAAAGAGAUCGAGGCCAAGUACUGGCGACGGUUUCCGGCACUGUUCCGAGGCUCCAAGGAGGCCGCCGAGAUGCGCGAGCGCUUCAUCCAGAUCAUGGGCGAGCGAACAGGUGGCAACCAGGAUCUGAUCGACAAGUUAGUCCCAGACUUCAAUCCCAACUGCCGCCGCCUGACUCCGGGGCCGGGAUACCUGGAGGCUCUCGUCGCCCCCAACGUCAGCUUCAUCCAAGACCGCAUCGCCCGCUUCACCGAGACCGGCAUCCAGACCGUCACGGGGGAGCACCGACCCGUCGACGCGAUCCUCUGUGCCACGGGCGCCGCCAUCGACUUCAUCCCGCCCUUCUCCAUCCACGCCCGCGGCCGCAACCUGCAAGACGUGUGGAGGCCCGGCACCAAGGACGCGCAACGCGACCCUCUCCACCACGGCUUCCCCUACACCUACCUGGGCCUCGGCGUCCCCGACGUGCCCAACUUCCUCCUCAUCGCCGGCCCGCACGGCACGGGGCCCUCAGGCACCGUGCCCCACAGCGUCGAGGUCCAGCUCACCUACUACGCCAAGCUGCUGCGCAAGGUGUCGGCGCAGGGCAUCAAGUCCGUCGCGCCCUCCCGACGGGCCGCCGACGACUUUGUCGAGUACGCGGACGCGUUCUUCCCCAAGACGGUGCUGACGGACAACUGCAGCUCGUGGGCGAAUGGCGGCCAACCCGGUCAACGCAUCCAUGGCAUCUGGCCGGGUAGCGCGGGCCAUGUCACGUUGGUGAGGAAGGAGCCGCGGUGGGAGGAUUGGGUGUGGGAGUACUGGCACGAGAGUGGGAAUCGCUUCGCGGGGUGGUUGGGCAAUGGGUGGACGCGGCGGGAGCGCGAUGAGGAGGCGGAUAUUACGCCGUAUCUGAGGAGGGAGGGCACGGUGGACUUGCGCAGCGUGCAUGAGGAGUGGUUUUCGUGGCCUUGA
Molecule: messenger RNA, 1947 nt
Organism: Cyphellophora europaea CBS 101466
Lineage: Eukaryota; Fungi; Ascomycota; Eurotiomycetes; Chaetothyriales; Cyphellophoraceae
Exons: 3
Coding region: 1-1947 (648 amino acids)
Molecular function (GO): N,N-dimethylaniline monooxygenase activity; NADP binding; flavin adenine dinucleotide binding
Source: RefSeq, a predicted model, not a curated record